This is a messenger RNA of Sclerotinia borealis F-4128, 591 nucleotides long. The record is from the annotation of a GenBank genome assembly. NCBI's taxonomy places the organism in Eukaryota, Fungi, Ascomycota, Leotiomycetes, Helotiales, Sclerotiniaceae.
AUGGCUCAAAAAACUUACAUCGUUGAGCACCUCGACGAAGAACUUGGCCCAUGGUCUGAGCUUGAAUACAUCACCAUAGCCAAUGAGUCCAAUCAGGCUGGUGCAAAGUUUUGCUUGUCGUCAGUUCCUCCAACUUUGACCAUACCCGAGGUCUUGAAGGCCGUGCCGGGUUUCACAGCAGACGGCCGAAGUGUUGAAACCUUAUAUGUGGAAAAUAAGUCUCGUGUUUGCUUGCUUGAUCCAUCAGCCACCAAGGAAUUGAGUCCUGAAGAUGGCGAGCUCUUUGACGUUUUCCUUUUUGGUGGAAUCUUGGGAGAUGACCCACCUAGAGACCGAACUUCUGAAUUGAGGAAGAAAGGGUUUGAGGGUCGUCGGCUUGGCCCUAUUCAAUUGACAACGGAUACAGCCGUUCGUUUUCCGUUGGACAAGAUUCCAUAUGUUGACUAUCCAGAACUUCGGGUCAAUAAGAAUGAAAGUACUGAAAUGCCUUUCCGUUAUGUGAAGGACGCAAAUGGAAACCCGAUCAUGCCUGAGGGAAUGAUUGAGCUUAUUAAGAAAGACACAGAAAAGGGAUUUGGCGAUAUGUUUUAG